Musca domestica (house fly) is the source of this 7826-nucleotide messenger RNA. Its product is annotated as box A-binding factor. The coding region runs from base 232 to 4812 and encodes 1526 amino acids. The record is from RefSeq and is a predicted model, not a curated record. NCBI's taxonomy places the organism in Eukaryota, Metazoa, Arthropoda, Insecta, Diptera, Muscidae. Gene Ontology annotation, biological process: positive regulation of transcription by RNA polymerase II; cell fate commitment; negative regulation of transcription by RNA polymerase II. Gene Ontology annotation, molecular function: zinc ion binding; DNA-binding transcription factor activity, RNA polymerase II-specific; RNA polymerase II cis-regulatory region sequence-specific DNA binding. The transcript has 7 exons.
GGAGCAAUGGAUGCUGCCGGAUGCAGAUGGGCAAACAGUUUUAGUAAAAAACUCUAAACGUUAAGUGAAUAACGCGCACGGUUUUAAGUGGAAAUUUUUCUCAUGAAAAUUAUAGUUAAAAAAAAAUAGAAUAAAUAAAAAUUGAAAAAAUAAAUUGAAAUAUUUUUUUAAUGAAUUGUGGAAAUUUAGAAUUAUUUAUUUAUAAAAUAAUAACAGUCAAUAAGAAAAAUCAUGAAAUCAUGUGUUACCAACAACAACAACUUAAAUCGCAAUUUGCCCUUAAAUAAUAAAAGUAAAACUACAAAAAAUCGCCACAAUACAAAUUCCGCAAAUUCCCUAUUGACAAAUGCGGCCAAUAUGAAAAUAACCAAAGCAAUUGUAAAUUCGAAACAACAACAACAGCAACGUAAAACCGCAACAACACCAGCCAAGGGAUCAAAUACACUCCACGCCAAAUCUACAUCAUUUGACGGGGUGUCCCACCUUAACAGGGUGGAGGGGUUGAAUAUGACCGAAGGCCAGGAUUUGAAUUUGAAUGCUAGAAUCCUUAAAGAGGAUGCUUCGCAUACAAAGAAAGAGAGCCUAGCCGAGAAAGAGAUGGCCUAUGGCAGAGAGCAAAGAUCAGCCACACAACCAGCAAAUACCCAUACCCACACACAUGGCUUGGCAGCAGCAGCAACAACAACACCACCAACAACGGCGACGGCCAGUAAUGAAACAACAAACUCGUCAAUGCCUUUGUAUGCAGGAGUAACAAAUUCGAGAGAGCAUAACCAUGACAACAACAACUACAGUGGAAACCAGCAGGCUCUUCAGAGCAAUAACAACAGCAACAACAACAACAACGGUAAUUCAACUGCCUGUAGUGAGUUUUUAAGGUCUGGCACGAAUUUGAAUUUAUCGUCUUUGGCUACGAAACCACCACAGCUCAUAUCAGUUGUCAACGAACGAUCAAACCAAACAGUGUUACGUACCACGACAGCACCGACGACAACUACGACGACCACGACAAACCCACCAAACGAUGACAGUGAUAAUAAUACAAUAAUCAAAGUCAGCAAUAAUAAUAAUAACAACAACAACAGCCAAGUGACCACAAAUCGAGGAGAUCAACAACCGAUAGAUUCUCCUCAGAAUUAUCAGCAAUCUUUGGAAUCUGUGAAAAAAAUCUCAACUCUAAAUUUCAACGUGAAAACGAGUGACAAUGAAAGUGUUACAACAAAUGGCAAAUUAGCAACCACAACAACAACAACAAAUACAAGUGCAAAUCCGAAUUCAAAUACCACAAUAACAACAAAUUCUAGUGAUAAUACAACAAGCCCAAAUAAAACAGUGAUAAAUAGUGUAAUAACAACAGCAACAACAAAUCAUAACAACAACAACAACAACAACAACAACAACAAUAGUGCAAAAGAAUCUCAUUUGAAAUCUGAACAAAAUAAUACCAGUGUCGAACUCCCAACCACCAACCAUCAUCACGAAGAGAAUCUCACGCCACAAAAUUAUCGCGGCCUCAACAACUCUGUGAUCAUCACCAACUAUCAUCAAAACACGCACAGCAUUCAGAAUUCCGAAUUCAAUGCCUCCACGAUACUCAAUGUUGCCAGCAAUGAUCCGAAUCUGAAUUUAGCCGUGACGGGACAUAAUUUGCAAACGACCUCCGAUAUUACGGCCGAACAUUUGCAGGUUGCAGGUGGCCACAGCGACGAACAGCAACAACAAAUUCUACAUCAUCAUCCACAACAACAGCAACAACAACAUCCCCAGUCCCUGGCCAAUUGUCCACCGGAACACUGGCUGAAUGCCGCCUACAACUCCUGUGCCUAUGACCUGUCUUUAAAUCACCCAUCAUCGAAUUGUGCCGACUUGGGUUUGCAACUUCUACCCUCACCACAUCACACACCCCACGGAUACUACAAUCCCCAUCCACAUCACCCCCAUCAUCUGAACAGUAGUAGUCCCCUUACCCCCAGCUAUUUACAAGAAGAACACAACGCCACAAUGCGUUCCAAUCUAGCCCUCUACACAACGCCCUAUGGCUCACAUCACGAACAUCACCUGCAUCAGCAUGGUCUGAUGGGCUCACAGACCACCGGUCCCACCAUACAUCACACAUACGAUGAGAUCAUACAGGACACACUCAAAGACGAAUGUCUCGAAGAACAUCAGACGGGCGCGAGCUAUUUAACCCUAAAUCCAGUGGACAUACAAUCUCUUAAGGAUACCUAUCAUUCGCCAGGUUUGGGUCAAGAAAUAACCCCCCUCACAGCAAUUGCCCCCGCCCAUCUGCAGGCACCGUCGCCCACCACAGCAUCACAACAUCAUCACCUGCAUGCCAUCCAUUACAUACAACACAACAAUUCGGCCAGUUCGGGUGGAAAUUCACCCUCACCCUCGUCGGGCCUAUCGCAAUCGGGUGGCGACUUGGCAACUCUACAGAAUUUCACACAAUUGACAACUGCCUCCGCGGGACCAACGGGACAUCGUGAUAUUUACAGCAUGCUGAGCGGACCCGAACAGGGACAAAUGUUCAGUUUCACCUCACCACCAUCACCGGUCCUGGCCAAUGGUUCCGUUUAUGCCGCCCCCUUGUUGGCCGCCACGGCCACCUCCAAUGGUGGUGGGAUGGCUGCUUAUGGCAUCCAAACGGCCAAUAUUAUGGGUACAAAUUCAUCGCCACCGCCAACGCAUCAUCAUCACCAAGCCAUGACACCCAGCAAUGGUGGUCAUGCGGCCAAUUCACCGGCAGCAACAGCUGGAGCAAACAACAACCCCACCUCGAAUGGUGGUGGUGCACAUGAAACGCAUAAUGAUGACUAUGAGAAUGGUUCACCCAAGAGUAACCACAGCAGUGCGGGCGGAGGUGAUGGUAACUCAACGACGGCGGCGGCGUCGGGUGGUGCCUUGCCAGCAUUUCAAAGAAUUGCUGGCAACACAUAUGGAGCCAAUGCAGCCGGUGGUGUUGAACGUUACGGCUCACUGAAUAACUAUCGCAGUCAUGCCGAUUCCUGGUCCAACUAUGAGGCCAUUAGCUAUGCACCUGCCUCCAUGGCAAAUCAGGCGCUAAACAAUGCCCUGGCCAACUCCAAUGUCAUACGCAAUGCUGUGUUCAAUGGACGUUCGGGAACCGCCGCUGAGGUGUCGGGAGCCAAUGCCAAUUUGGCAGCCUCUGCCUCUUUGUCAGCCACAUUUUUCGAUGCGGAUUUUUUUACGGAGGGGCGAGAAUGUGUCAAUUGCGGUGCGAUUUCAACUCCACUGUGGCGGCGUGAUAACACCGGACACUAUUUAUGCAACGCGUGCGGUCUUUAUCAUAAAAUGAAUGGCAUGAAUCGACCCCUUAUAAAACCACCCCGAAGAUUGAGUGCCUCCCGCCGUGCCGGUCUGACCUGUUCCAAUUGUUUGACCACCCAAACCUCCUUAUGGCGCCGCAAUCCCAAUGGCGAGCCAGUGUGCAAUGCCUGUGGCCUCUACUAUAAACUGCACAGUGUCAAGCGUCCGUUGACCAUGAAAAAGGAUACAAUACAGACCCGCAAACGCAAACCCAAGGGUUGUAAGGCCGAAAAAAUGAGCAAGAAACAGGCAGCAGCCGCUGCCGCCGCCGCAGCAGCUGCAGCAGCAAAUUCCAGCACUAUGGAGCAAGGCCUCAAUGAAAAUUCCAAUGGAAAUAUUUCCGGACUGAAUCUAAGCGAUAAUGAUAUUAAACCUUUAACACACCAACAACAAUUAAACACAUCCGCAUCAUCAUUAACCCAAUCGGCGGCUACAUCACCCACGACUAGUUUACCAUCGCCAAGUAAUUCUCAUCAUCACACGUUAAGUAAUAACAACAACAACAAUAAUAAUAAUAACAAUAACAGCAUGAAAAUGUCACCAACAUCGCCGUUGAUGCAACAGCAACAACAACAUCAUCAUAACUUGGGAAAUAUGUCACCACAUGAAUAUCAGCAGCAGCUUGGCCAGUUGCAGGCCUAUCAGCAACAGCAUGCCUCAUCAGCUUCAUCAUCGCCAAACAACAACAACAACAAUUCCACAUUUAAUGAACCAAACGCUAAUGAUGGCAAUCUGUCAUUUGUUAAAUUUAUGCAACAACAACAGCAGCAGCUGCAGCAUGCGGACAAACUGAAUCUGCAGCAAUUGACGCAAUUGCAACAACGUUCGAACAGCAUGAAUCCGAAUUCGCCGAACAACAACAACACCACGAAAACUUCACCUACCCCCCACAGCCCCACGGCAAUGGUACAACAAUAUCUGCAACAACAGCAACACCAUCCCAACCAGCUUUCACAACACUCUCCACCUCAGCAUGGCGAACACCCAGCCCUACAGCAUUCACCGCCCUCCAAUGCCCACAGCAGCCACUGUCCCCUGAAUAGCUACCAUCAGCAGCAGCAGGAGACGGCGGCCGGACAAGCCUCACCAUCCCUCUCAACGGAGGAAUAUGAAUGCUAUGGUGAUUUGAUAUCGGCCAAUGAUAACAACAACAUUAAAAUGGAAGAGUUGCAACAUAUGCAACAACAACAACACCAUCACCAGCAGCAGCAACAACAACACCAACAUGACAUGUUGUCCUCCUCGGCCCAUUUGCCAAUGGCGGCCAGUCGUAGCCCCUCCAUGGAUGAUGAUUACGAAUACCAGCGUACCCAACUGAUGUUGCAACAUCAUCAACACCAAUUGGAACAGCAGCAACAACAACAACAUCAUCUCCAGCAGCAGCAACAACAGAAUUUCUUGCAAUUCCAUAGUUUUUUGCCACAAAAUCUGGCCGAUUUCGGUCGGAAAUUUGAACGGGAAACAGUGGUGAAAAUGGAAUAGUUGGAUGGUGAGACAAAAUGGUUUGGGUGGCAAUUCAACAAUCUCUCAAUGACAGAGAGAGUGAGAGGGAGAGCUAGAAAGCAUAGAGUACAACUUUCUUUGGGGGUACGGGGGUGAGAAGUCAUGGACCUUAAGUCUCUUUGCCAAAUGCAAUUUUUGAAAAAAAAUUUUCAAAAACAUUUCAAAAUUUUUAAAAUUCAAGCCCGCCUGUAGAAAAAAAUAAUCUAAAUAAUUCAUAAAAUCAAAAAGUAAGGCUAUGGAGAAGCGAUUUUUUUCGAAUUGGCUUUUUUGGCAUAAAAAAUAAUUUUUGAUAUAAAAUUUAUUGAGCUUCUCUUGAGUGUUCAGUGGCCAGGAAGUUCAGGAAGAAAAGCCUAAAAGUGAGGUUUACCACAAAAUUUUCUUUUUUUUUGUAAACAUUUUGGAGAGAAAAAUGAAGUCAAAUUUAGUUAUAUUUUUCAAUUUGUCUAAAAUUAGAUAUUAUGGACAAUGCCAAGGUCAUCUGUUGAAAAAAUACCCAUAAUUUAGUUUAUGCCCCACAUCAAAAGUGAGGUUAGGGAGAACACCCUCGAUUUUCCAUAAUGAAACGAUUUCGAUUAUGACAUUUCCGAACUCGAUUUAUAUUCCUGAACUCAAUUAAAUUUGGUUUAAGAGAAAAAAACGAGUACCGUCCUCUAUGUAGGCUUUGGGGAGUUUUCCGUUGAGAAAAUACCCAUAUUUUAGUUUAUGGCUCACAUCAAAAGUGAGGUUAGGGAGAACCCCCCGAUUUUCCAUAAUGAAAUAAAUUCGAAUAUAAAAUUUCUGAACUCAAUUUGAAUGUUAGAUCUGCUUUAAGAAGAAAAAAAACGUGUGUCGUCUUCUAUGUAGACUUUGGGGAGGUUUCCAUUAUUUAGACCCCCAAAAGUGAGGUUAUAAAUGAAAAAGUCCACUUUUUGAUAAUUUCUUUGAAAAAAUAAUUUGGGCCAACGGUACGAACAAUAAUCCUAGUUUAGCCUUUUUCGAACUACUUCAUAAUAUAGAAGCCUAAAAGUGAGGUUAGGUCUGGAAAAAAUAAAUUUUUUAAAAAUUGUCAUAACUUCAUUGCCUUUUUGGUAGCAUCCUUCCAAAAUUUACCCUUAUUUAUAUGAUGGUCAACACUCAAAGUGAGGUUAUGGAGAAGCAACAUUUUUCAAUUCCUUUAUCCAAAAAAAAUACUUUCAAAUAUAAAUUGAACUAACCUAGAAUGUUACACCUGCUUUGAGGUGAAACAAAUUUAACCCCGCAUUAAGAGCAUAACAUAAAUCUGGAGAAUUUCAGUAUUGAGAUCCUCAAAAGUGAGGAUAGAAAAUGUUCGAAAAUUUUAACUUUUUUUAAGAAUUUAAAGCGGCUUAUUAAGACCCAUAUAAGCUCAUGUGUAGAGAAAAAUAACCCUAUUUUAAAUUCCUUUAUUCAAAGUGAGGUUAUGGCGCACAUUUUCUUUCUCCAUAAAACAAUACUUUCUGAAAAAAAUUCUUAAAACAAUUUGAGUUUUUUAAGGAGAAAUAGGGCAAGCAAUACAGCAUUUAUGGAAAAUAACCAAAAAAUUUAAAUUUUGACCAAAAGUGAGGUUAUGUACAUCGGAUGGCUUAAAACUCCUUUUUUCACAAAAAAAUGUUUUUCUAAUAUAGAAUAUAUGACCUGAUCUUGAGCUUUAUGUAUGGAUUUUAGGGGGAAAUCGUGGGGGAGAUCGUGAUAUCAAAAUAGAGCUAAAUGUAAAGUAUUUUAUUUCCUAGCUGGACUUUUGAAAAAUUGAGGUUAGAUAUUCAAAAAAAAAAAAGUAAAAAAAGCUGUAAGUUCUGCCGGGUCGAUCUUUGAAUACCCUCCACCUUUUGGAACGAAUUGGGCAAUUUUCUAAAAUAUAAAAUCCGUUAAAAAUUCUGUUAAAAUCUUAAAAAUACCGAAUAUGGGGAGGUACCGUUAUAUUAGGGUCUAUACGACGACGUGGACCUGCAUAGGCAAUUUUUGCAUAAGCCAUUACGAACUUCAAAUACCAAAUUUUAAAAAAUUCUGGCUAAUAAUGUCGCUAAAAUCAUCAAAAUACCCAAUAUCUUGAGGUACCGUUAUAUGGGGGCUAUACGAAGACUUUGACCUGCACAGACAAUUUUCUGUCUUAGGCUUUACUAUCCAUUACGAACUUCAAAUACCAAAUUUGAAAAAAUUAUGGCUAAUAAUGUCGCUUAAAUCACCAUCAUUUCAUUCGGAAGCUAGAGUGAUUUCCACAGACGGACAGACGGAUGGACAUCGCUAAAUCGACAUAGAAUUUUAUGCUGAUCAAGAAUACAUACUCUUUGUGGGGUCUAAAAUGUGUAUUUCGAGGUGUUACAAACGGAAUGAUAAACUUUAUUUACCCCCCAUACUAUGGUGGAGGGUAUAAAAAAUCACGAUUACCUUGGCAUUGGGCAUUUUCGUUCCAAAGAGAAAAGUGCGUGACUUCUUACUCUCACAAUUCUAACCUCACUUUUUUUAUACUCCAUUGCCAAGAAAGUGAGGUUAUGGCCGAUUUUUUUCAAUUUCAUUAAAAACAUACUGUCAUUUGAAUUCAUUUUUUAGGAAUUUUAUAAAACCAUUGCAAAUACACCAAAGAUCAAAGAAUUAAUCCAAAAAUAAUAAUAAAAAAAAAAAUGGACAGACUAAACAAAGACAAUUCCAAAGAAUCUUUAGAAUUAGGGAGCAUUUUUACAACAAAAAGUUAUAUUUCAAAAUAAUAUUUGAAAAAAAAAAAAUAAAAAGACAAAUAUUAUAUAAAAACUAAUCAUCAUGUAUACUAAGGAGCUAAAUUAUUUAGGCUCUGUUAAAAAACAAAAAACACAUCCUUUAAGGAAUUUACAAAAAAUCCAAAAUUAGUUAAACCAAAAAAAAAAACAUAUAUUUUGUAAAUAUACAAUAAUUAAUAAGAACUGUUUAUAUAAAAAAAUGAAAAAAAUAUAUAAAUUCAAAUUAAGAAAAAGCAAUAAAUGAUUUUUUUUUGUAUAAUUAAAUUAGUUUAAUUUGUUUUAUAA